Molecule: messenger RNA, 1301 nt
Organism: Thamnophis elegans (Western terrestrial garter snake)
Lineage: Eukaryota; Metazoa; Chordata; Lepidosauria; Squamata; Natricidae
Gene: CLDN15
Product: claudin 15
Exons: 5
Coding region: 217-915 (232 amino acids)
Biological process (GO): bicellular tight junction assembly; cell adhesion
Cellular component (GO): plasma membrane; bicellular tight junction
Molecular function (GO): structural molecule activity
Source: RefSeq, a predicted model, not a curated record
GGCCGGGCGCUGACGUCACCCCUCUCUUGCCCUUACCUGCUGCUCGCUCCUUCGGCGCUGCCGAGUCCCGAGGCAGCCUCGACUGCCUCCCGCGCGGCAGCAGCAGCAGCAGCAGCAGCAGCAGUACCGGCGGCAGAAGCAGCGGCUCAGCGCUGAGCUUCGCGCUAAUCGCUUGCAAAGGCUCUCCGCUCGCGCCUCCGCUCGCCUGUCGCCGCGAUGUCGCUCCUGGUGGAGACGGUGGGUUUCUUCCUUGGCACCGUCGGGUGGGCUCUCUUGGCCGUCACCCUCUUCAACAGCUACUGGAGGGUCUCCAGCGUCUCGGGCAAUGUCAUCACCACCUCCACCAUCUUCGAGAACCUGUGGCAGAGCUGCGCCACCGACUCCACCGGAGUCUACAACUGCUGGGAGUUCCAGUCGCUGCUCGAACUGCCCGCAUACCUGCAAGCUUCGCGGGCCCUCAUGAUUACCGCGUUGGUCCUGGGCUUCUUAGCGAUUGUGACCAGCAUGUUGGGCUUACAGUGCACCAAAGUAGCCGAAAACAACCCCGAUGCGAAAGCCAAGUUGGCGGUCUUCGGAGGCAGCUUGUUCAUCCUGGCUGGUCUCUGCGGGAUGGUGACCGUUUCAUGGUACGCCUUCAAUAUCACCCGGGAUUUUUUUAACCCACUCUUUGUUGGGACAAAAUACGAAAUUGGGCCUGCCCUGUAUUUAGGCUGGAGUUCUUCCUUGCUAGUGAUCAUCGGAGGCUGUUUUCUGUUCAGUUCCUGUCGGACCAACUCAUCCCAGGACAACAGCUACACAUAUCCUUACAAAGCCCCGAAAGGCGGCACGUCGGCUCACAACCCCUCAGUCUCUCGUCCCCGCAGAGAGUCCAAUGCUAGCAGUAACGGCCAGUAUGGUAAGAACGCCUAUGUUUAACCUGAGAGAUGGUGGAUCAGGACCAUUCCCAUCGUUUUUGGAUGCUUCCCUGCGAAACCCAGAAGGCCACAAAGACUCUUCCAAAAAACACCCGUACCAAGGGAGAACUUUUUUAAAAAUCCUUCGGUUUGGACUUUCUUACAUCGUGAGGAUGACCCUGAAUCUAGAGAUGGACAGAAGGCAUGUUUCCGGAUCUGAUCCUGGCCAAUGCCACAUUGGGCAAAUUUAUUUAUUGCCGAAAAGUGCAUAACAGACUUUUAAUACACAUCUAUAUAUGUAUCUGUAUAGGUAUUCAGCAAGAAUGGAGAUUGCUUCUCAGAUUUUUUGAUGCCGGUUGUUCAGAAGAAUCGAUGUGGCCAAUGAGAGGGACUGAAACUCAAGAUAAA